AUGGGUUUACCAGUAAGACUCGCCAUUUCGGUAGCUGGUAUAUAUAUCGCGUUUCUAACCUGGAGUUUGGUUCACGAGCCUCUUACAACAAGACAAUGGCCGAAUUCUGGUCGUCGAUUUGAGUUUCCCAGCGUUGUGGCGCUUGUACAGGGUCUGAUUGCGAUCAUUGUGGGUAUGGUAUAUUUGAAGCGAUCUCACCCCACAUAUCGGACCAGGCAGUUUAUGCGAGACCAUGGGCAUGAACUGCUGUCUAUUUCGUUAAGCCAAAGCAUUUCGACCCCGCUUGCCAGUUAUUCACUCAAGCAUGUCGAUUUUCUGACGUACAUGCUCGCCAAGAGCUGUAAGUUGGUCCCGGUUCUUGUAGUGCACCUGUUGGUGUAUCGUACAAAUGUGGGCACGACUAAGACCGUUCUUGCUCUUAUCGUGACAUGUGGUGUGCUCAUUUUCAAUAUGGGUGGUGAUUCCUGCAAAUCCAAGCAAACAGUGCCAGGCUCCCCACUCUCCGGAGGUGUCAUUCUUCUAUUGGCAAGUUUGCUGCUCGACGGGUACACGAACGCAAGUCAAGACAGAAUGCUAAAACGCAAUCGAAGUGCGGGGAUAAGUCAGGCGAAAAAAAGCAUUACGGGUGCACAUCUCAUGGUGGGUCUCAAUAUUUGCAUUGUUCUAUGGAACGUUUUAUGCUUAGUCUUUUUGAGCCCAGACCAAUUCCAAAAUGCUGUCAAUAUGAUUUCAAAAGAUUCGGUAAUCAUAUACUACUUAGCGACAUAUGCUAUAUGCGGAGCGCUUGGACAAGUCUUCAUUUUUUUUACUUUGGAAAAUUAUGGCUCUCUUGUGCUCGUAACUGUGACAGUUACGCGGAAAAUGUUCUCCAUGAUCUUAAGCAUAGUCAUCUAUCGGCAUCAGGUUAGUAGACUGCAGUGGGUUGGCGUAGCAACGGUGUUUGGUGGAAUUGUAACCGAAGCAGCUUUGAAAAGGAAAUCUGCGCAGGAUGUCAAGAAAUUGAAAACUCAAUAG
Molecule: messenger RNA, 1014 nt
Organism: Lachancea mirantina
Lineage: Eukaryota; Fungi; Ascomycota; Saccharomycetes; Saccharomycetales; Saccharomycetaceae
Source: the annotation of a GenBank genome assembly